This is a messenger RNA of Nicotiana tabacum (common tobacco), 909 nucleotides long. The record is from RefSeq and is a predicted model, not a curated record. Lineage: Eukaryota; Viridiplantae; Streptophyta; Magnoliopsida; Solanales; Solanaceae.
UGUAUAUAACAAGCUCUGAGUCAGCAGCCUCCCCUUUCAUUCUAACAGCAGUCACAACAGUUAUCUCUCAUUUCAUCAGAGAGAGAGAGAGAGCGAGCCAUGUGUGGAAUACUAGCUGUUUUUGGUUGCAUUGAUAACUCUCAGGCCAAGCGUUCCCGAAUCAUCGAACUUUCCAGAAGAUUACGCCACAGAGGACCUGAUUGGAGUGGAUUGCAUAGCCAUGAUGACUGUUAUCUUGCUCAUCAACGGUUGGCAAUAGUAGACCCAACUUCUGGAGAUCAGCCACUUUACAACGAGGACAAGACCAUUGUUGUCGCGGUUAACGGGGAGAUAUAUAACCAUAGAGACUUACGGGAAAAGCUGAAGUCCCACCAGUUUCGAACUGGCAGUGACUGUGAAGUUAUUGCACAUCUUUAUGAAGACUAUGGAGAAGACUUCGUUCACAUGUUGGAUGGAAUGUUCUCCUUUGUGCUUCUUGACACCCGUGAUAAAAGUUUCAUUGCUGCUCGGGAUGCAAUUGGCAUUACACCCCUUUAUAUGGGAUGGGGUCUUGAUGGGUCUGUAUGGUUUUCUUCAGAGAUGAAAGCCUUAAGUGAUGACUGUGAACGAUUUGUUAGUUUCCUUCCCGGUCACAUUUAUUCAAGCAAAAAUGGAGGACUCAGAAGAUGGUACAACCCACCAUGGUACUCAGAAACCAUUCCUUCUACUCCAUAUGAUCACCUUGUCUUACGGAAAGCUUUUGAGAAGGCUGUAGUCAAGCGACUUAUGACGGAUGUACCAUUUGGUGUGCUUCUCUCAGGUGGACUAGAUUCUUCACUUGUUGCUGCAGUGGCCAACCGUUAUUUGGCUGAUACUGAAGCUGCGCGACAAUGGGGAUCACAGUUGCAUACCUUUUGCGUAGGCUUGAAG